AUGAGGUCUUUUUGGGCGUCUAUCUUUGGCAGACCCAAAAAUACUGAAGACUCGAAAAGUGAAAGUCAUCAGAAUGAAAGAGCUGGUCUUUUCCCUCCAGGAACAAUGGCUGAAGAAGUUGCAAAUAUUUCGAAAAAUGGGGAGGAGUUCAAUCGGGAUCAGGGUGAUGAACUCGACGAGCGUGGUAAUGACGGCCAAAGUGAAUCCCGAGCCGAAAAGUAUAGAUCUCGCUUGAAUAAUCUAUUACAGGGAAUGAAUAAGUGGCAAGAAGUCUUAUCGGCAGAAUUGCAAGCUAGACAGAAGAUGAGAGAGGUGGGGUUCAAACGAUCGGCUGUCUCCCGAGCAGAUGCUAGCUUCAUGAAAGAAAUUCAACGACUACAAGCAGAAGGACAACUUGAGGCUUUUAAACAACUGUCUAAGCUUGCAGAUGCUUGCCAAUCAGCACGUGAUGGACUUGGCCCUCUAGAAUAUGAAGGUUUCGAAGCUCAAAAGAAGCUACAGGGAACUGUGUGGGAAUUGCAACAAGUAGAAGAUGCACUCUUCGAAAGUUUUGCAUCCGAGCUUGGAGAAAGCUAUGAAGAGUCUUCAGUCACUUCGGGUUCAAGCUCAGCACAUGAUAUUCUUGAAAUUCCUCCUCCAGCCAUUGUAAAGAAUCAUGGGAUUCGAAAUCAACAUGACGAAGACACUGGAGAUCAGUUUUGCCCACCGACAAAUAUCAUCACUGAUAUUGAGAGACAGCAAAUUCUUUCUGAGACUCCGCUCUACAUCACAGAUCCCGUGAAUAAACAGUCAGUUGUACACGAUUUAAGAAUGCUACUCAGCAAUGAGGAAAAUCAACCUGUUCCGGCAGUACGCUUCAGACACUCAGCGAAAUCGGGGUCCAGCGUGAAUGGAUCGAGCGAAGGACCGCUUCCACUUGAUCAAAAUAGCAUGGAGAAACUGAAAAAUCCACUGUUGCUGGGACUGGACAAUCAAGAGGGGCUUUUUCUCCAGGAGCCGCAUUAUGACCCUACGUUGUUAUUAGAUCCGGAAAUUAGUGAACAGGUUAACGACGAAGGGCAACAACUUGAACCAACUUCCGGUUCAGAUUCUGGAGCUUUCGACUUUGAUAUGCUCGAGGACAAGGAUAUGAGCACUUUCACUACAAAACAGCAUUCAAGUACAGAAUCGUUUCCCGAACUGCUGACGCAAUUUGGUACCAAACGCGAUCGAAUCAACAAAUGGUUACUACAUAAGAUGCUUAUAUCUAGAUCAGAGGCGAGUCUUAUUGGGCUACAGCUACAAACAGAGUCGGACUCAUCGCCAUCCCCUUGGGCGAAAUUGAUUGUUGCCUAUUUUCAGUUUGAUUACAAUACAUCAAAGCCUGCAAAUAGCCAGGAAGGGAAGAACAUGAGCACGAUGGGAAAAAUUUCAGAAAUUCAGUAG
Molecule: messenger RNA, 1425 nt
Organism: Botrytis porri
Lineage: Eukaryota; Fungi; Ascomycota; Leotiomycetes; Helotiales; Sclerotiniaceae
Exons: 2
Coding region: 1-1425 (474 amino acids)
Source: RefSeq, a predicted model, not a curated record